UGGAAAGGUUGAAAAAGUUGUAGAGUUAGUUGGCACACGCUAUUUAUACCUCACAAAUAUCUCUAUCCACACAUAACUGAUAAACUAACGAAGAAAAAACAGAGUGCAAAUUUCAGUUACAGUCACAAUGGUGCACCCAGUAGCAGAGGCUAACGAUCAUAGCCCCUUCGGAACCCUAACUCCGGACGAGUUCUACACUCGUCACUCAGUCACUCACGAUUCCGAGUUCAUAACUAACUCUAGAGGCCUCAAACUCUUUACACAAUGGUGGAUCCCUAAACCUCCAACUAAAAUCAUCGGAAUCCUCGCCGUCGUUCACGGCUACACCGGCGAGUCCAGCUGGAUGAUCCAACUAACCUCCGUCUACUUCGCCAAAGCCGGAUUCGCCACAUGCGCUAUCGAUCACCAAGGCCACGGUUUCUCCGACGGUUUAAUCGCUCAUAUUCCUGAUAUUAAUCCCGUUGUUGAUGACUGCAUCACUUUCUUUGAAUCAUUCCGUUCUCGCUUCGGUUCGUCGUUGCCGUCUUUUCUGUAUUCGGAAUCUCUCGGCGGAGCUAUUGCGCUUCUUAUUACUCUCCGCCGUAGCGGUUCGCCGUGGAACGGUCUUAUCCUCAACGGCGCUAUGUGUGGAAUCAGUGAUAAAUUCAAACCGCCGUGGCCGUUAGAACACUUUCUCGCACUUGCUGUGGCGAUAAUUCCUACGUGGCGCGUGGUUCCAACGCGCGGAUCGAUUCCUGAUGUUUCGUUUAAAGAGGAGUGGAAGAGGAAGCUUGCGAUUGCGAGUCCGAAGAGAACGAUGGAUCGUCCACGCGCCUCGACGGCGCAGGAAUUGUUGAGGAUUUGUCGUGAACUGCAGGGAAGGUAUGAGGAAGUUGAUGUGCCGUUUCUGGUUGUGCAUGGAGGUGGCGACGUGGUUUGUGAUCCGGCUUGUGUUGAGGAGUUGUACUCACGCGCCGGGAGUAAAGAUAAGACGCUGAAGAUAUAUGAUGGGAUGUGGCAUCAGUUAGUUGGGGAACCUGAAGAAAAUGUGGAAUUGGUGUUUGGGGAUAUUUUGGAAUGGCUUACCAAACGCGCCACCGUGAACGGUGAAACUUAGAUAGUGGGCCAAGCCGUUGUACUUUGUUUAAUUUCGAUAUUUCUGAUAAAAUAAA
Messenger RNA from Trifolium pratense (red clover), 1151 nucleotides. RefSeq names its product caffeoylshikimate esterase-like. The transcript has a single exon. The record is from RefSeq and is a predicted model, not a curated record. Bases 128 to 1096 code for a protein of 322 amino acids. NCBI's taxonomy places the organism in Eukaryota, Viridiplantae, Streptophyta, Magnoliopsida, Fabales, Fabaceae. Gene Ontology annotation, molecular function: lipase activity. Gene Ontology annotation, cellular component: membrane.